Molecule: messenger RNA, 1557 nt
Organism: Lindgomyces ingoldianus
Lineage: Eukaryota; Fungi; Ascomycota; Dothideomycetes; Pleosporales; Lindgomycetaceae
Exons: 3
Coding region: 1-1557 (518 amino acids)
Biological process (GO): metal ion transport; transmembrane transport
Cellular component (GO): membrane
Molecular function (GO): metal ion transmembrane transporter activity
Source: RefSeq, a predicted model, not a curated record
AUGUCUGUCCCAACAUUCCGCGUCUAUGGAAAGCCUGCCGAGGAUGAAGUGGUUCACAACACUUGCGAGACCCCAAAUGACUACUGGCUCUGCGUAAACGGACCGUACCAAGAUUAUGCCACCAAGCUGUGUAACUCGAACCCAGCCCUCGCACAGCCUGACCCGGAAAAUUCCUCCAUCCCACUCAGUCGCAGGAAAGCACAACUUCAAAAUCGCCCCGUUGGAUCAAAGAAUGUGUGGAUCAUUGAGAACAUCAAUCGCGAUAUGGUUGCUCUUCUGGGCGGCCACUUCAAAAUGGAUCCGGACUUCUUCCUUGGCUACGAGCGAUCAUCAAAAUGGCGACGAUGGGACCACGAACCAAAUCUCACUCCAGCAUUGCCAGCGCAGAUCAAUAGCGGGAAGUACUUCACCCUCAAAUACUGCGAUUUGCGGGACUUUGGGCCUGAAAUCGAUUCCUAUAGUGUGUCUUGCGCGGACACGGGAAGACAUUUAUACCGGACGAAAUGGGAGGGGUACUGGGUUAGCCCGUCAAUUGUGGAUCGCAGAUGUUCCGUGUACCGUCGGACUACCGAGAACGGUGGAUGGGAUAUCUUGAUCCUUUGCGAUCCCCCAUUCAACCGUGUUCACGUCUGGAAACCUCAAUCAACAAUAAAUGAAAGUGAGUACCAGUCCCAAGAAAUAGUACUGCAUUGGGAUCGCCCAUUCCAACGUGGAUACCCUGACUUCGUUCCACGAUCAGACUCGCUUUCUGAUGUCUUGUCUGGCCCUCCUCGAGAUUCGCUACGCGGAGACCUGUGCUACUAUCUAUUGAACCAUACACGGCUUUUCCCUGCCCAAGCCCUGCCACACGGAGACGACAUUCCAUUCUUUAUUCUCCGGAAAAUCAUUGCAUCGCACUACAUGCAACUUAUGAGUUUCACUGCUUCAUAUCUUGCGCAAUCAGAAUGGCCCCUGCUCCGUCAAGAAAGCCUUGAAGAUUUCACAACCACUUGGGCACAAGGCCGCUGGAGUGAAAUUCAAGGGGUGGCUCGCCGCUGCAACGAAUAUGUCGAGAACUUGGAAUCCCUGUUCCUGAGCCUGAAUGUACCGUUCGACGAACCAAAAAUCACUGUCGGGAUAGACUGGCGAAAUACGAAUCUUGAUUUUCAAUUCAUCCUCCACCGUGCGAAGGCUGUUAAAACACGAGCGGAUGAACUAAACAAUGCCUUCACUGGGCUGACGGGAAUCGUGGGAAACGCUCAAGCCAAUCGUGAAGCCGAACGGUCUCUAAUUGAAGCCAAGCGCUCGGUCCGUGAAGCAAAGAACAUGCGGGCGCUCACUUUGAUCGCGAUGAUAUUCAUUCCCUUGGCUUUCACUUGCGGGCUGUUUAGCAUGAGUGAUGGCUAUAUUCCCGGGGGAGGAGAUUUCUGGGUCUUCUUUGCCGUCAGCGUGCCUUUGGUUGUGCUGGUGUUUUUUGGAGCCCUUUUGGGUGAGCUGGGUUACGACGAGGAUGGAGUAUGGGUGUGGAAAACCUUUGGCUUGAAUAUAAAGAGAAAAUUUAUGCUAAGGAAAAGAUGA